This is a messenger RNA of Fraxinus pennsylvanica, 312 nucleotides long. NCBI's taxonomy places the organism in Eukaryota, Viridiplantae, Streptophyta, Magnoliopsida, Lamiales, Oleaceae. The record is from the annotation of a GenBank genome assembly.
AUGGCGGAAGAACAACCAAAUUCCAAUGCUCAAGAACCCACCCCCGACCCGAAUCAGAAUUCCGUCGAAGCCACAAUCGAAUCCGGCGUCGAUUUCGGGGCCACUGAGUCCACUUGCAACAACGACAACGAAAGCUCCGUGGUAAAUUCCGAUGCUGAGUUCCAGAAGUCAUUGGAAUACGCAGAUGAGUUGAUGGUUCGAGGCUCAAAAGCCUCUCAGGAUCGUGAUUACGCCGAAGCCACUGAUUGCUACAGCCGUGCUUUGGAAAUCAGGUUAGGGUUUUUCCUUCGUUACGCCUUUCGUGUUUUUUAA